AUGUGCAUCCAGGAUUGUGCUGCUAUUAAAGUGUGCGCAAGGAAGAUCGCCAACUUCUAUGGAGACAUUCGUCGCGCCUUGCAGGUCCUAAGGCGUGCCCUUGAGUCUCUAGAAGAAGGCAAGAAAAUUCAUCCUGCGGAUAUCAACAAAGCAGCCAAUGACCUCUUCGAUUCUCCUCUGAAGGAUUCGAUCUUGUUGUUACCUCGCGGAUUGAAGUAA
Eimeria maxima is the source of this 219-nucleotide messenger RNA. RefSeq names its product origin recognition complex 1 protein, putative. Gene Ontology annotation, cellular component: nuclear origin of replication recognition complex. Gene Ontology annotation, molecular function: DNA replication origin binding. The coding region runs from base 1 to 219 and encodes 72 amino acids. The record is from RefSeq and is a predicted model, not a curated record. The transcript has 5 exons. Gene Ontology annotation, biological process: DNA replication initiation; mitotic DNA replication checkpoint signaling. NCBI's taxonomy places the organism in Eukaryota, Apicomplexa, Conoidasida, Eucoccidiorida, Eimeriidae.